GUCAUUCUUAGUUUUCUACUUGAUUAGUUCGCGUCUAUUUUAAUUUUUAGAUAACUGGUAUGUAGCUUUUUUUUGGAUAUGCAAAUGUUAGUAUAUUACUACUCCUAUACCGGAGUUUGAACCCUAAUAUUUGAACCCUUAGGUGAAACCAGUUGAGCUAUCCAACACCUUGAUAGAUGUCCUGUGCUUGUCCACUAGUUUUAGGCGCGUGCCUAUUUAUGGGGCUUGGCAGGUUUUAGGCUCGCGAUAGGCGCGUGAGCUGCGCCUAUGCGUUUGUUGGUUGUGCCUUGUACUUUACCUAUAUAAGGGGGUUAAACCUUAUUGUGAUAAAUAAGACUACACCUUUACUCCUUACACACUCCGUAACCGAGAUUUGGAUCAGGAACAAUGGCUGGGAAGGUGGCGAAGGCAGCUUACGAUGCAAAGAUGGGGAAGCUUCUUCGAGAGUACACACAAGUGUUGGUGGUUUCAUCAGACAAUGUUGGAUCAAACCAACUUCAGGGUAUAAGAAGGGCACUGCAUGAAGAUUCAGUGGUAGUGAUGGGGAAGAACUCGUUGAUGAAACGCUCUAUCAUUCAAGAAGCGGAGAAAACCGGAAACAACAACGCUUUCCUUAAUCUUGUUCCACUCCUUGUGGGUAACGUUGCAUUGAUUUUUACCAAAGGUGACUUGAGGGAAGUUAGUGAACGGAUUGCCAAGCUCAAGGUUGUUAAUCCUAUUCUCAUGUGCCCUAAGUACAGAUCAUAUGACUCAUAUAAAACUUGUUCCUAUAUGCAAUCCGGACAGUUGCCAUUGGGCCUCACAUGUUGUCACCAACAAUCUUCAGAAGCUUCUGAGCCUUUUCUUGUAAGCUCAAAAUUCUCGCCACCCCAGCACUGUUACUUGAUGCGAUCGAGACAGUUCUUGAUGACAAGCAUAUGGUCUCCUUUUCUCCUUUUGGCCGGUAACUUGUGAUGCAGAAGGAGAAUUUUGAUUUUGAUCACAUGAUUUAUAAUUUCAUUAAGCGAUGCCUAUCACAAGAUUGGUCUUUUCCCCUGGCCCUCUUUCCAUUAAAGCUUUUUAUAGUUAAGUUCUUCUUUUGUAGGAAAUAGCUGAGAAUGGAAAUGAUGUUGCUUAAUUAGGAAUUCUAUUAUAAGGGCUUCUAAUUUACUCAAACUUAUAUCCUAUGUUUAAAUAAUGAUAGGAUAUGUUUGUUAGUGGGAAUAGAUCCCCUCAUGUUUAUUUUUUCUCAAAAAUAUAUUGUUUUAAUCUA
Molecule: messenger RNA, 1252 nt
Organism: Trifolium pratense (red clover)
Lineage: Eukaryota; Viridiplantae; Streptophyta; Magnoliopsida; Fabales; Fabaceae
Product: 60S acidic ribosomal protein P0-like
Exons: 2
Coding region: 388-954 (188 amino acids)
Biological process (GO): ribosomal large subunit assembly; cytoplasmic translation
Cellular component (GO): cytosolic large ribosomal subunit
Molecular function (GO): structural constituent of ribosome; large ribosomal subunit rRNA binding
Source: RefSeq, a predicted model, not a curated record